AUGUCCGCCCCGCGCCCGGGCCACGUCAGCCGCCGAGGGGAGCGGCGGAGGCGGCCGCCAGGCUCCGCCCUGGCCCGGCCCGAGCACAGCGCCCGCCCCGCCGGAUACAUUUAUUCUCAAGCCAGGGCCGCAGCCGGGCCCUGUCAGCCCUCGCGGCGCCGAGAACUACCCGCCCCAGCGUGCCCCGCGCCGGGGGCCGCCUACAAUUCCCAUCGUGCUCAGCGCCGUACGGACUACAGCUCCCAGCGCGCCCCGCGGCCCCGGUGGUGCCGCCGCCGGUACGGGCGGGCAGCGGCGGCCCUGGCGGAGGGGGUACCGGAGAGCUCGGGGCGCAGCGCGCCGCCGCCCCGGAGGCCCCCCGGCGGCCCCCGGCGGAGCGGCGGCGGCGGCUUCAAGUCCCCGGUCCCGGCCCCAGCCUCCUGCCGCCCUCCCGGGGCCAGCGGAGAAGCCCUGCGCCGUGAGAUCGAGGAGCUGCGACAGAAGGAGCUCGCUCUGGACCAGGAAAUUGCACAGCUCUUGUCCGAAGGCUACAGCCUGGAGGAGUUGGAGAAACACAUCGCUCUGCUCCAUGAGUAUAAUGAUAUUAAAGAUGCUGGACAGAUGCUGCUGGGCAGGCUGGCUGUUAUCCGAGGAGUUACUACAAAGCAGCUGUACCCCGAGUAUGAUCUGGAGCUCAGUGACUAGCACUGAACCUAAAGACUGCCAUAUCCUGCAAAGAGGACUGAGUUGUGCUGUCAUUCCUGUUUAGAACCAGCACAAGGUUGCCUCAGAUGUGUGUAUGUAAAAUUUCAGGAGAGCUGUUAACAGCCUUGUUCUAAGAGGCUUUGGAAUGCCAAAUUAUUAAUCUAUCAGCUGGUUCCUGCUUGUGGAAAGGAGCCUUGGAGAUGUGGACUUUGGAUAAAUUCGGUUUUGUAUGCUACCCGAUCAACACUAUUUUUAUUUUUUUAUUGGAAAUGUAAUUCAAGGUUGAUGCUAAGACUGUUCCCAUCGAGCCUUUGUUUCUCUUCAACAUCCAGGGUCUAUUUGGAUAUGCUAAUCUGCAGGUGGAAGCAGCUACUGCUGAAUGGAUAGGGGAAGUGAGGGCACACAAAUGUGCGAUGUAAUAGUUUUCCUGAAGGAAAAGAGAAACCCUUAGAAAUAUGGAGGACAGAAGGCUGAAGUUUGGUUUUGUUUUGCUUUUUAGGAUUGGAUUUGGAGAAGUUUGAGUGUUUUGUAUUUUUGCACUUAACCGCUCAGGUAUCUAGAGAUUUUUUUAUCAUUUCUAUAGUAAAAUGUGAAGUUGUAUUGAACUAUCCAGUCUGAAUAAAGCAGCUGUCACAUCUCUCA
Molecule: messenger RNA, 1326 nt
Organism: Cygnus atratus (black swan)
Lineage: Eukaryota; Metazoa; Chordata; Aves; Anseriformes; Anatidae
Gene: SWI5
Product: SWI5 homologous recombination repair protein
Exons: 6
Coding region: 1-684 (227 amino acids)
Biological process (GO): double-strand break repair via homologous recombination
Cellular component (GO): Swi5-Swi2 complex; Swi5-Sfr1 complex
Source: RefSeq, a predicted model, not a curated record